AUGCGCGAACUUCUUCAGCUAUCACUGCUCCUUGUGGUGAUAGCGAAUGCUGCCACGCAGGACCGAGAACCACCAAGAGAUUGUUCUGAUGCACCAAGUAAGGAUAUCAAGGGUACCUGCCUUAUGAUCCGUGCCAUGGAUAGACUCACGAGGAGACGAAUCGCGAGACAGGCAGCAAGGACCCAGAUCAGGAGACAGCGUCAGAGGCCGCAAGGACCCGCACGACCGCUGGCACCUCCACGACCACAAGGCCCUCCUGACUGGUUGCUGCCCAUCCCUGUUCCUCCAAACGCUCGUGGACAAGUCGCAUAUCACCCGUACGAUUGUAUGACCCUAACCUGCCUGUGCCCAUUCUUCGCUGGUCAAAUGCAAGGAGGACAUUGUGUCCUCUCAAACGGCGUAAUACUGCAAAUGGCUUACCGCAAGGAGUACCGUAUGAUGACGGAGGACGAGAGGAACAGAUGGCACAAUGCUUUGGCCACUUUGAAGAUGAACGGAGAGUACGACAGACUCAGCAGGCAGCAUUUUGAAGUGGGCACGGGAUCGGGCGCUCAUUCUGGACCUGGCUUCCUGCCUUGGCAUCGCGAGUACCUCAAGCGGUUUGAAAUCGCCCUCAGAAUGGUGGAUCCCUCGGUAUCGAUCCCUUACUGGGAUAGUGUUAUGGACAAUUACCUACCUGAUCCAAGGGAUUCGAUGCUCUUUUCAAAUCUCUUCGCUGGAGAAACUGACUUCUACGGAAACGUCAUCCAGGGUCCCUUUGCUUACUGGCGCACUCUCGAAGGAAGAAGCACCAUUCUUAGGAAUCUUGGCAGAGAAGGCUCAUUGUUCAACGAGAAUCAGGUGAACAACGUGGUGGCGCAGAACACGAUCGAGAAUGUGCUGGCCUACACAGCCCCGCAACCAGGUUGUCCCUAUCCGAACAACUAUGGGGCCAUUGAAUAUAUUCACUCGAACGUGCAUCUAUGGGUUGGAGGAGACAUGAAGCCGCCGAGUACUUCUGCAAAUGAGCCUCUGUUCUUCAUGCAUCAUUCGUUCGUGGACUACCUUUGGGAACUAUGGCGUCAACUGAAACAACCGAGAUGGCUAAGGGAAGUGGCUUAUUCAAACGAUCAUGGAUAUUGCACGAAUCAGAUGCACUUCAGCUGGGCCUACAUGCGUCCUUUCCCUUACCUACAAAACAGAGAUGGUCUUUCCAACUCAUACACCGACCAGAUGUACCGUUAUGCUCCUAGACCCAGUUGCUCCUUCCAGAAUCCCAACUGUGGCUCCCCAUACCUGUUUUGCGACACGAGGGGUUAUCCGCAUUGUGUGGCCAAGAUCAAAAUGAACGGAAACUGUCAAGGAUUUGAAAACUUCGACGCAUGCUAUGCGGGCAGAUGUUGGUGGGGACGAUGUAUUCCAAACGGCGGUGGCAGAGCUUGGGCAUCGAAGACUCUCGGAAAUGUGGAACCUAUGAAUGUAUCCCUUGCUUUGGUCACCCUUUCGCAAUCUGAGAGUGAACAGAGCCAGGUAGUGAAACCGACCAAGAUGCUCGCGCCGAAAUUCGCCAACUGCUACAACAGAUCACCAUGCUGUGACGCUUGGGCAGAGAAUGGGUUGUGCAGUCAGCAAGCAGAGUACAUGGGGUUGUAUUGUGGACCAAGCUGUGGAUCGUGUACUCCGACCUUUAAUAUUUCCUCAGCAGAGUGCGUGGAUCUGCAUCCGAUGUGCGCUGAGUUCAAGAAACAAGGUCUGUGCAAAGGCAAAGGAGGGGACUUCAUGGCUGAGAACUGUCGAGUGGCCUGCGGUUCCUGCGGCAAGCAGAAGACGGAAAGAUGCUACGUAAACAAAAAACUUGUGCUGCCUAUCGUGCCUGGAGAACUGGUGCUAGAUGUCCAGGAUUCGCUCGAGUUCGAGGUGAAGGAACGAGUGCGUCUCGCCAAGAGGCACGUCGUUCGCAGAACCACGGUAGCGAACUAG
Messenger RNA from Necator americanus (New World hookworm), 1959 nucleotides. RefSeq lists its product as uncharacterized. The record is from RefSeq and is a predicted model, not a curated record. The transcript is spliced from 16 exons. Gene Ontology annotation, molecular function: oxidoreductase activity. Lineage: Eukaryota; Metazoa; Nematoda; Chromadorea; Rhabditida; Ancylostomatidae. The coding region runs from base 1 to 1959 and encodes 652 amino acids.